Messenger RNA from Castor canadensis (American beaver), 1498 nucleotides. It is a transcript of the gene Olfml1, whose product is annotated as olfactomedin like 1. Gene Ontology annotation, biological process: neuromuscular junction development; signal transduction. Lineage: Eukaryota; Metazoa; Chordata; Mammalia; Rodentia; Castoridae. Gene Ontology annotation, cellular component: presynaptic active zone. Gene Ontology annotation, molecular function: protein binding. The record is from RefSeq and is a predicted model, not a curated record.
UCUACACAUGUCAAGGGCAGCAGAUGCUAGACCCAGGAAGCAAUCUGCACCAAGUGUGCCUGCAAGGUCUCCAGGAACUGAUUGCCAACAGCUGGACUUGAUCACCAGCUUACAAACUGAGAUCAUUCAUUGGGUGGAAUAACAAGCGGACUGUGCUCUCUGGUUCUACAAAACAUUGUUUUUCAAGGACUUGUCACGGCAGCAGAUAGAAAACAGGAAACUACCGCCUGAAACUUUGAGUCUUCUUCAAGAACCAUAGCAUAAGAAACUCCACUCCUGGGGAGUUUGCAGGAUGACGGUGGCCCUUCAGGAAGCUUCUGCUGUGCUCGUUUUGUUCCUUGCAGCAUUUCUACCCCCACCACAGUGUGCCCAGGACCCAGCUAUGGUGCAUUACAUCUACCAGCGCUUUCAAGUCUUGGAGCAAGGGUUGGAAAAAUGUACCCAAGCAACAAGGGCAUACGUUCAAGAAUUCCGAGAAUUCUCAAAGAACGUAUCUGUUAUGCUGGGAAGGUGUCAGACCUAUACGAGUGAAUAUAAGAGUGCAGUAAAUAACCUGGUACUGAGAGUGGAACGUGCCCAACGGGAGAUCGACUACCUGGAAUACCUCCGAGAAGCUGACAUGUGCAUAGAAUCAGAGGAAAAGACACUAGCAGAAAAGCUACUUCAAGAAGCUGAAGAAGAGCAAAAGAUCCGCACUCUGCUGAAUGCAAGCUGUGACAACAUGCUGGUGGGUAUAAAGUCCCUGAAAAUAGUGAAGAAGACUAUGGACACAGAUGGCUCUUGGAUGAAAGACACUGGCAGUAACUCCACAAAAGUAUUUCUAAUUGGACCCAGAAACAACAUUGUUUGGGAAUUUGCAAACAUGCGGGCAUUCGUGGAGGACAGCACCAAGCCAGCCCCCCGGAAACUAAUCCUUCCACUUUCCUGGCAGGGAUCAGGCCAAGCCAUCUACAAAGGUUUUCUAUUUUUUCACAACCAAGGGACUUCUAAUGAGAUAAUCAAAUAUAAUCUACAGAAGAAGAUUGUGGAAGACCGAAUGCUGCUCCCAGGAGGAGCAGGCCGAGCUCUGGUUUACCAGCACUCCCCAUCCACUUACAUUGACCUGGCUGUGGAUGAGCAUGGACUCUGGGCUAUACACUCAGGGGCAGGCAUACAAGGGCAUUUGGUUCUCACAAAAAUCGAGCCUGGCACAUUGGGAGUGGAGCACUCAUGGGAUACACCAUGUAGUAGCCAGGAUGCUGAAGCCUCAUUCCUCUUGUGCGGGGUUCUCUACGUGGUCUACAGUUCUGGUGGCCAGGGCCCUCAUCGCAUCACAUGUGUCUAUGAUCCACUGGGCACUAUUAGGGAGGAAGACCUACCCAACUUGUUCUUCCCCAGGAGGCCAAGAAGUCACUCCAUGAUCCAUUACAACCCCAGAGAUAAGCAGCUCUAUGCCUGGAAUGAAGGAAACCAGAUCAUUUACAAACUCCAGACAAAGAGAAAGCAGCCUCUGCAGUAA